This is a messenger RNA of Lecanosticta acicola, 1979 nucleotides long. The record is from the annotation of a GenBank genome assembly. NCBI's taxonomy places the organism in Eukaryota, Fungi, Ascomycota, Dothideomycetes, Mycosphaerellales, Mycosphaerellaceae.
AUGUCCCCUACAGAUCGCGACAAGCCGACGAUCCCACCCGUCUCCGAACGCGAAGACGUCUCUUCUACCCCGUCUUCCGACCUGGAAAAUCUUCCGGGCCAUCAUCAUUACGGUUCGAAUCGUCGCGAGCACGUCUUCUCGGACCCGGCGGUCGCGGCGCACUGGCAAGGGAUUUAUGACGAGGCUGAGUAUGAGGGUCGGCAUCGCUUUGAUCCGGAAUGUAGCUGGACGGCGGAGGAGGAGAGGGGGUUGGUGAGGAAGGUAUGUGGAUCCCUUUUUUCUUCGAUCUCCUGUGUGUGUGUGUACAAGUGUUGGACUACUGAGGGGGUGGGAGAGGGAGGAUGUUGAUUUGAUUUCAGGUCGAUUUUCGAAUCAUGUUAUGGUGCUGGGUCAUGUUCUUCGCGCUGGAUUUGAAUCGGAAGAAUAUCAAUCGCGGUGAGUUGGGCAAAAAAAAAAAAAAAGAAAAACAAGUGAUGGAUGAUGGGGGAAAUAUGGAAAAUUUGGCGUUUGUGGGCUGAUUCUUGACAAGCGAUAAGCGACAACAUGCUGGAAGAACUCGGGAUGGACACGGACGAUUACAACAACGGACAGACCAUCCUUCUCGUCUCCUUCCUGGCGGCCGAACUGCCCUCGGGUCUGAUCUCCAAGAAACUGGGCCCCGAUAUCUGGAUCCCGUUCAUCAUCUGUGCCUGGUCCGUCGUCUCCGCGGCCCAGGCGGGGUUGACGAAUAUCACGGGCUAUUACGUCUGUCGGUGUCUGCUGGGGUUGCUGAUGGGGGGUUUCAUCCCGGAUACGGUGCUCUAUAUCACGUAUUGGUAUAAGAGCCAGGAACUCCCGAUCCGGCUGUCCUGGUUCUGGACCGUUCUGAGCGUGACGCAGAUUGUGGGCUCCUUCAUCGCGUCGGGGGUGCUGCAGAUGAGAGGCUUGCAGGGCUGGUCCGGGUGGCAGUGGCUGUUCCUGAUCGAAGGGUCGAUCACGGCCGUCAUCGGUCUCGCGUCUUGGGGUCUCAUGCCCGCGAGUAUCUCGCAGACUUCGGGCUGGCUGAGGGGGAGGCAAGGCUGGUUUUCGGAGCGCGAGGAGAAGAUUCUCGUCAAUCGCUUGUUGAGGGACGAUCCGUCCAAGGGCGACAUGAAUAAUCGGCAAGCCGUGGAUUUCGCACGGUUUUGGAAAGCGCUCAAGGAUUUCGAUCUGUGGCCGCUGUACCUGGUUGGUAAGAAGUUUUUCCCGUCUCCAAUCCAUGGCUUGGUGGAUGAUGAGUUGAGGCUGGUAGUUGCUGACUCGCCAAAAAGGUCUUAUGAACUAUAUCCCGCCCGCGCCUCCGGCAAAUUACUUGUCGUAUAUUCUGCGACAGAUGGGUUAUAGCACGCUCGAAGCGAAUCUGCUCACGAUCCCAUCGCAAUUCCUGUUCGGAGUCAAUGUGAGCAUCUCUGAUCCCACAGCAUGAGAAACGUCCUAACAAUGGCCAGCUCCUCCUCAUCUCAUGGGUGUCAGAACGGCUGAACGAACGCGGCUUCAUGUCCAGCCUCUCCAACAUCUGGAUCCUCCCCUGGCUCGCAGCUCUCGUCGCUCUGGGAAGCAGUGCCUCCGACUGGGUCCGAUACGCCCUCCUGACAGGCCUGCUCUCCUACCCUUACUGCCACGCCAUCCUCGUCGCCUGGAAUUCCAGGAACUCCAAUUCGGUGCGCACCAGAGCGGUCUCGGCUGCGUUGUACAACAUGUUUGUGCAGGCGGGGAACAUCAUCGGCGUGAACAUCUACCGCGAGAAUGAUCGGCCGUUCUACAUUCGCGGGAAUAAGAUUCUGCUGGGCAUCUGUUGUUUUAAUGUGGUGCUUUUGUGGGUGGUCAAGUACUACUAUGUCGCGAGGAACGAGAAGAGGCAGAGGGCUUGGGCGAAGAUGAGUGGGGAGGAACAGGCGGAUUACUCCGCGCAUACCACGGACGAGGGAGCCAAGAGGUUGGAUUUCAGGUUUGCGACGUAG